Rubroshorea leprosula is the source of this 945-nucleotide messenger RNA. The record is from the annotation of a GenBank genome assembly. Lineage: Eukaryota; Viridiplantae; Streptophyta; Magnoliopsida; Malvales; Dipterocarpaceae.
GAAAAUAAGUUUAUGCCCUACUCUGUCGCAUAUGAAAGGAGGGACUCUUGAAGUACUUCUCGUCAAUGCUGAAGACAUUAGACACACAAAUAUCCUUGGAACACCAGUCUAUUAUGUCAUUACGCAAUUGGGAAGCCAUGAACACAGAAGCAGGGUAUCAGAAGCUAAAGAUGCAAAAGUAUUGUGGAAUGAGAAAUUCAAGUUUGAUUUCCCAAUGCACCGGUGGAAAAGAUUAACUCACGUUAAAUUUAGAAUCAUGGACAGGGAGUUGUUCUCAAAUGGUGGAUUUGUUGGUGAGACCAUAAUUUACCUUGGUGGAAUAAUUAGUGAGGGGAAUUACAGAGGACUUAUUGAAGUGAAACCAGCCCCAUACAAUGUAGUGCUCGAAGAUGACACUUACAAAGGACAGAUAAAGAUUGGAUUUAGAUUCAUCCCACAUAACGAGGUGCAGAAGAGACCCAAGAAUCCAUUGGACAGGUGGAUGGACAAAGACAAUCCAUUUGUAGCUCUCUUUUCAAUCUUUGGAUAUUCCUACGUUCUUUGUUCCAAAAUAGCUCCAAAAAUAAGCAGAAGGACAAUUAGGACGACCAGAAUUCACAAGUCAGUGAUCAAAGCAAUGAUGGAUACAAUGCCAUUAAUGGAAAUGGCAUAGAGUCAUUGAAAAGCCGCUGGGAUAAUUUGAUUGAGUCUAUAAGUAUCUAUGUUUAGCUUUCUUCAACAACAGGCAUGGCCAACAGAAGAAUACUUAAAUACAAAGCCUGAAUCUGUUCAUUUUUCUUUCAUAGCUGCGUAAACAACUAGCUCUAUGAUGCUCUACCCUGUUUGGUAAGACAAAUGGACAAGAAGACUUGAUCAUUUUGUACAUCUUAGUUUCCUUGCCUUUAAUUUAAAGAAUCUAAACACCCAUUUGACCUGAAUUUUUUAUAAUAACUGCCCUAAUUCUGG